CGAAUGGCAUACCAGGAAUGCCGAGAAUUCCUGGCGCUCCAGGGCCGCAAGGGCAACAAGGAAAAGAUGGAGCUAAGGGGGAGCCUGGUGUCAAGGGACCGAGAGGUAUGAUGGGAACAAGAGGACAAAAAGGAAAUCCAGGAUCACUUGGUAAAAAUGGUGCACCUGGAAUGAUGGGAAUAAAAGGAGAUAAAGGUGAUGAAGGGUCACGUGGCAGCAGUGGACCGCCAGGAAUCAAGGGUGUGAAAGGUGAGCAGGGAUCUAAAGGAGAGAAAGGAGAAAUCGUGAAUAGUGCAGUGUCACAGACCAACUGGAAACAGUGUGUGUGGAAAAAUCUCGAUGAUAAUAGAGAUAGUGGAAAGAUUAAGGAUUGCUCAUUCAACAAGCUGCAGUCUGAUACAGCUAUUAAAGUCUCAUUCCAGGGAAAUAUGAGAGUGAGAGGCACUUCAUAUAGAUGCAACCGGUGGUUCUUCAAGUUUAAUGGAAAUGAAUGCAGUGGACCAAUGACAAUUGAGGCUGUUGUGUACAACAGCUGGCCAUCUGGGAUUCCUAAUCUGCUUCAUCACAGAUCAUUUGAGGGAUACUGUGAAAACAUUCCACAGGGCAGGGUUACUGUGGAGUUAUGGGUAGGAAAGUGUCCCAGUGGUCAUACCCUGGGUGAUGCUUACACUGGAUGGCAAUCAGUAUCCCGGAUAAUGAUAGAGGAAGUGUCUAGAGCCCAGUCCUUGCUACAGAGAGUAAGUUCCAUGGGAACAACCACCAGUCCUCAACAACAGAAUCCUCAAGCUGGCGCUGACAAAGACCCAUGUGAGAAAUCCAUUUUUGCUCACGGAUUUUCUGGGAUUCCAGGAUCGAAUGGCAUACCAGGAAUGCCGGGAAUUCCUGGCGCCCCAGGGCCGCAAGGACAACAAGGAAAAGAUGGAGUUAAGGGGGAGCCUGGUGUCAAGGGACCGAGAGGUAUGACGGGAACAAGAGGACAGAAAGGAAAUCCAGGGUCAUUGGGUAAAAAUGGCAGGGUUACUGUGGAGUUAUGGGUAGGACAGUGUCACGGUGGUUAUACACUGGGUAAUGCUCACACUGGAUGGCAAUCAGUAUCCCGGAUAAUGAUAGAGGAAGUCUCUAGGGCCCACUCCUGA
Pocillopora damicornis (cauliflower coral) is the source of this 1136-nucleotide messenger RNA. RefSeq lists its product as uncharacterized. The record is from RefSeq and is a predicted model, not a curated record. NCBI's taxonomy places the organism in Eukaryota, Metazoa, Cnidaria, Anthozoa, Scleractinia, Pocilloporidae.